Volvox carteri f. nagariensis is the source of this 2468-nucleotide messenger RNA. RefSeq lists its product as uncharacterized. Gene Ontology annotation, biological process: chlorophyll biosynthetic process. Gene Ontology annotation, molecular function: ATP binding; magnesium chelatase activity; ATP hydrolysis activity. Lineage: Eukaryota; Viridiplantae; Chlorophyta; Chlorophyceae; Chlamydomonadales; Volvocaceae. The record is from RefSeq and is a predicted model, not a curated record. The coding region runs from base 258 to 2468 and encodes 736 amino acids. The transcript has 15 exons.
CAUGGAGGCUACUCGGCAGCCCCUCGGCACCAGUCCCAGCAUCAACACAGCGCCAACUAGCGCAGAAACGGUUCCACGGCGCAGCCGCAGUAGCAGCAAAGGGGCAUCAGGCAGCAGCGGUUCCGGAGUUGCGGCUCACACAGCCCUAUCCAUGGCGUCGUCAGUGGGCGGCACCGCAACCGCCGCCGCUGCCGUACCACCAGCAGCAGCAGCAGCAGCAGCAGCAGCAGCAGCGGUUGUGGUGGGGGCCCCGGCCGAUGGUCGACUGCCAGGCAGCUGCAACAGAUCUCAUCACUGCCGAAGCCCAAGCUCUGAAGAUACGCGCAGCCGACGCAAGAGGCUUCGACCCCGAUCCGGCAUCCGCGCGCCUCUCCCGCGCCUACCCCCUGGCGGCCGUGGUGGGCCAGGACAAUAUCAAGCAGGCGCUGCUACUGGGUGCCGUGGACACUGGGCUGGGAGGUAUUGCCAUAGCAGGCCGCCGCGGUACGGCCAAGUCCAUCAUGGCUCGCGGCCUGCACGCGCUGCUGCCUCCCAUUGAGGUGGUGGAAGGCAGCUUCUGCAACGCGGAUCCGGAGGAUCCCCGCUCAUGGGAGGCCGGCCUGGCUGGAAAGAUCGGCGCGGGGCCCGUCAAGGCCAAGCUGCGAUCCGCUCCGUUCGUACAGAUCCCCCUGGGUGUCACGGAGGACCGCCUGGUGGGCACCGUGGACAUCGAGGCGUCCAUGAAGGAGGGCCGCACCGUGUUCCAGCCUGGUCUUCUUGCUGAGGCCCACCGCGGCAUCCUGUACGUGGACGAGAUCAACCUGCUGGACGACGGCAUCGCCAAUCUGCUGCUGUCCAUUCUGUCGGAUGGCGUCAAUGUGGUGGAGCGGGAGGGCAUCUCGAUCAGCCACCCUUGCCGUCCUCUCCUGAUUGCCACGUACAACCCCGAGGAGGGCGCCCUCCGCGAGCACCUGUUGGACCGCAUCGCCAUCACCCUGUCAGCCGAUGUGCCAUCUGCCUUCGAUGACCGAGUCAAGGCAAUCGACGCAGCCAUGCGCUUCCAGGACAAGCCGCAGGAGGUUCUAGACGAGGUUUCGGAGCAGACAGAUGCGCUGCGCAAUACGGUAACCAUGGCCCGUGAGUGCGUCAAGAACGUCAUCAUCACACCCAAGCAGGUGUCGUACCUUGUGGAGGAGGCGCGGCGUGGCGGCGUGCAGGGCCAUCGGGCGGACAUCUUUGCGGCACGGGUGGCCAAGGCCUGCGCCGCGCUAGAGGGCCGCGAGCGCGUCAACAAGGACGACCUGCGCCAGGCGGUGCAGCUGGUCAUCCUGCCCCGGGCCACCAUCUUGGACCAGCCGCCGCAGGAGGAGCAGCCACCGCCGCCGCCGCCCCCACCGCCGCCGCCGCCGCAGCAGCAGCAGCAGACGCAGCCCGCCCCGCAGGGCGAAACAGAGGAGCGGCGCAGCAGUGAAGAAGGGGAGGAGGAGGAGGAGGGGAGCGAACACGAAGAGAAGGAGAGCCAGGCGCAGGAGGAGCAGGAAGAGGUGCCACUGGAGUUUAUGAUUGAGGCGGAGGGCGUCGUACUGGAUCCAGCCGUACUGGAUUUUGCCCGCAAACAGCUACGGUCGCAAGGCCGCCGCAGCGGGCGGACCAAGGCCAUAAUCUAUUCCGAGGACAGGGGCAGGUACGUCAAGGCAAUGUUCCCCAAGGGCAACAAAAUUAAACGUCUUGCGGUGGAUGCCACCCUGCGCGCCGCGGCACCGUACCAAAAGAUCCGACGACAGCACUACUCUGCCUCCGGCCAGCCGCCUCGGAAAGUCUACAUCGAUAAAUCUGACCUACGGGCCAAGAGAUUGGCACGCAAGGCCGGCGCCCUCGUUAUCUUCGUGGUGGACGCCAGCGGCUCCAUGGCGCUGAACCGCAUGAGCGCAGCCAAGGGAGCGUGCAUGAGACUGCUGGCAGAGUCGUACACGUCACGUGACCAGAUCUGCCUCGUGGCCUUUUUUGGGGACAAGGCCCAAGUUCUGUUGCCACCCUCUCGAUCUAUCACCCUGGCGAAACACCGUUUGGAGACGCUGCCCUGCGGCGGUGGCACACCUCUGGCGCACGGGCUGUACACUGCCGUACAUACUGGCUGUACGGCACUUAAAUCUCGCCAAGUAGGCCAUGUGAUGAUGGUCCUAAUCACGGACGGCCGCGCGAACGUGAGCUUGGCCAAGUCUAACGAGGCCCCGGAGGCGCUCAAACCCGACGCACCCAAGCCCUCCGUUGACAGGCUCAAGGACGAGGUAUGCGACAUAGCCAAGAAGGCCGCCGUGGCUGGGAUCAACACGCUGGUCAUUGACACGGAGAACAAGUUCGUGAGCACGGGUUUCGCGGAGGAGAUCGCGAAGGCGGCGCAGGGCAAGUACUACUACCUGCCGAAUGCAUCCGACGCCGCCAUCGCGGCAGCAGCCAGCACAGCUAUGGCGGCAGCCAAGGCGCUGUGA